Molecule: messenger RNA, 520 nt
Organism: Bubalus bubalis (water buffalo)
Lineage: Eukaryota; Metazoa; Chordata; Mammalia; Artiodactyla; Bovidae
Gene: PSMG4
Product: proteasome assembly chaperone 4
Exons: 3
Coding region: 90-461 (123 amino acids)
Biological process (GO): proteasome assembly
Source: RefSeq, a predicted model, not a curated record
CCGGAAGGCCCCGCCCACUAGGCCUUUCGGUGCUUUUCUGCCCGCGUCUGGUGGCGGCGGGCGGAUUGGCGCGGCCGGGCUCCGGGCUGAUGGAGCGGCCGGCGGCUGCCGCGGGCGGGGACGUGUCCCUGCACAACUUCAGCGCGCGGCUUUGGGAGCAGCUCGUCCACUUCCACGUGAUGCGGCUGACGGACUCGCUCUUCCUCUGGGUGGGGGCCACGCCGCACCUGCGCAACCUCGCCGUGGCCAUGUGCACGCGCUACGACUCCAUCCCCCUGUCCACCGCCCUCCUCGGGGACACGUCUGACACCAUGUCCACUGGUCUCGCCCAGCGCUUAGCCAGGAAGACCAGCAAGCAGGUCUUCGUCAGCUAUAACCUUCCAAACACCAGCAGCAGCUUCGAGUUGCUGGUAGAAAGCCGGAUCAAGGAGGAAAUGCAGGCCUUUCCAGAGAAGUUCUAGCCGGAGACUCGGGCACAGGGGACGCUUGAAUAAACGGCCGGAUCCGCCGCUGCAGCAGG